CAACUCCUCUGUCGUAGGGUUUAAGCGGCGGUGGUUUCAGCCGCCGACGACCGGCGGAAGCGACAGACAAGGGCGGCGAGCGAUGGACUUCUGCCCGGCGUGCGGGAUGCUGCUGCAGAUCCAGCCGGCCACCGGCGGCCACCGCCUGCGCCUCUUCUGCCCCACCUGCCCGUACGUCUGCCCCAUCAAAAACAAGAUUGUGAAGAAGGCGAGGCUGGCUAAGAGGGAGGUGGAGUCCGCGGCAUCUGCCCCCAAGACUGACGGUGAGGCCAAGCAGUCCGCCCCCAAGACUGAGGCUGAGCCCAAGCAAUCCGCCCCCAAGACCGAGGGUACAUGAUCAGAUUGCCACAAUGGAGAAACAUACUUUUGACAGAUGUAGGUACUAUUAGGACCGUAUCUACAAGUGUUCUGAAACUUCAAAGUAUUAGACAUGCGGACAUGUAAAGCUUCUGCUAGUCAACUUAUGAUGUGGCAUAUAACUUGUCAAAGGCCAUCAAUCUUCUGGAAAACAAAGUCAUACAUCUUGUUGUGCUGCUGUGGAGAAUUUCCCUUCAAUGUUAGUUUGGUCAUUGUACACGUUUUCUUAUGUGGAACUGGAUUUAUUUUGGUGCUAGAGGUGUUCAUUUGGUGUAUUGAAUUCCUAUGCAACCACCAUUGCCAAAUUGAUGCCACAUUGGGUUUCCUGUC
Messenger RNA from Lolium perenne, 687 nucleotides. RefSeq lists its product as uncharacterized. The record is from RefSeq and is a predicted model, not a curated record. Lineage: Eukaryota; Viridiplantae; Streptophyta; Magnoliopsida; Poales; Poaceae. Gene Ontology annotation, biological process: DNA-templated transcription.